UCAAGACACGAUGCAACUGGCCGACGAAAUUUUGCAGAGGAUUAGCAAGGAAGUUAACCAAGCUGUCUCGGAGGCUUUCUCCUUCUUCCAAUCUGAAUUGGAUCGACUACAGGGUGAGAACAAUGAACUUCGGCAGAGGAUGGCAGCAAUUGAGAAGGAGACGGAAUUGAAAAUCGACGACCUUCAACAAUAUGGUCGCCGUACCUGCCUGCGAUUCUUUGGAAUUCCUGAAACCAAGGGGGAGUCCACCGACCAAAUUGUUCAGCGAGUCUGCAAGGAAAAGCUGAAUGUGGAGUUGAAGAUCGACAACAUUCAUCGUACGCAUCGAGUGGGACCAAUCCAGUAGCCAGGUCAGGACACGGGCAGAGCAGCCGGCAAGGAGCGUGUUCGCAGCCAAGCGAAUGGUCAAGAACUCAGGGAUCACCGUAAGAGAGGAUCUGACGAAGCACCGGCUUGAACACUUGAAAGCAGCGGCGAACAAAUUUGGGCUCAAGAG
This is a messenger RNA of Nilaparvata lugens (brown planthopper), 496 nucleotides long. RefSeq lists its product as uncharacterized. The record is from RefSeq and is a predicted model, not a curated record. The transcript has 2 exons. The coding region runs from base 11 to 346 and encodes 111 amino acids. NCBI's taxonomy places the organism in Eukaryota, Metazoa, Arthropoda, Insecta, Hemiptera, Delphacidae.